UGAAAGAGCAAGCAUGUCUGGUCGAGGGAAAGGAGGCAAAGGGCUGGGGAAAGGGGGCGCCAAGCGGCACCGCAAAGUGCUCCGCGACAACAUCCAGGGCAUCACCAAGCCGGCCAUCCGCCGCCUGGCUCGUCGCGGGGGUGUCAAGCGCAUCUCGGGCUUGAUCUACGAGGAGACCCGUGGGGUGCUGAAGGUCUUCCUCGAGAACGUCAUCCGCGACGCCGUCACCUACACGGAGCACGCCAAGAGGAAGACGGUCACCGCCAUGGACGUCGUCUACGCCCUCAAACGCCAGGGGCGCACCCUCUACGGCUUUGGCGGCUGAACAGCUCACCGGCGGCAGCAACAACCAGCCCCGGAUCCGCCUCGGCAACAACCAAAGGUCCUUUUCAGGACCACCCACCUUUUCACUAAAACGGCUGCUUUUGCUUAAGAGGGAAGUUUUUUACUAAUGCAGUAUUUUCUUCCCGGUCAUUUAUGAAAGAAAUAAAACAUUGCUAUUCACUUCAUAUUAGAUUUAUAAAACUAGUCAACCGGAAAAAGAACGAACGCCUGCCCCAUAAGUGUGAUCCUCUUUGCUGAGUGAUAGAAUUUAGUCAGUGCCUGUUCCUUUUAGGCGUUUUAUGUUUGAGCUACAACAGAGGGAAUUCCCAGGUAGCAGAGUGGCGCAGCGGAAGCGUGCUGGGCCCAUAACCCAGAGGUCGAUGGAUCGAAACCAUCCUCUGCUAAUUUUGCCAUCCCACUUUCACUUGUUCUUAGCCCCCCCCUCUAACAUUAUAUUUUUGAUUAAAAAUCAUGAAAGACCCCCCCCACCCUCAUUUGACAUGUCAUGUAGAUUAUGAUGCAAACCAGUUUAAUAACUGCAAAACAUAUCAGACAUUUGAGGAUGAAACUCAUGAUUCUGCAUUGCGUGCCCUACUGUGAGAUUUUUUUUCCCUGUUUGCACUAACUUUAAAAGGAUGGGUGGGAUAUCCUGGAAAAUACGGCUUAGUGGGGAGG
Sphaerodactylus townsendi is the source of this 999-nucleotide messenger RNA. Its product is annotated as histone H4. The coding region runs from base 14 to 325 and encodes 103 amino acids. Gene Ontology annotation, cellular component: nucleosome. NCBI's taxonomy places the organism in Eukaryota, Metazoa, Chordata, Lepidosauria, Squamata, Sphaerodactylidae. The transcript has a single exon. Gene Ontology annotation, biological process: nucleosome assembly. Gene Ontology annotation, molecular function: protein heterodimerization activity; DNA binding; structural constituent of chromatin. The record is from RefSeq and is a predicted model, not a curated record.